Messenger RNA from Cladophialophora psammophila CBS 110553, 1098 nucleotides. RefSeq lists its product as uncharacterized. The transcript has 3 exons. NCBI's taxonomy places the organism in Eukaryota, Fungi, Ascomycota, Eurotiomycetes, Chaetothyriales, Herpotrichiellaceae. The record is from RefSeq and is a predicted model, not a curated record. The coding region runs from base 1 to 1098 and encodes 365 amino acids. Gene Ontology annotation, molecular function: dioxygenase activity.
AUGGGCUCUCUCGGUCAUGACGAAGUUGAGUACGUUCAUUACCAUGCUGGCGGCAAGCGGGGGUCACGCCCUGUCCUUCGAGGAGCGGCGGCGAAGAAGACGUUCGAGUCCAUUCCCGUGAUCGACAUCUCGAGCAUCUUCUCCUGUUCUCUCGAGGACCGCAAGAAGGUCGCGAGUGAGGUGGGCCAGGCAUGCUGUGAGGUCGGCUUCUUCUACGCUGAGAACCACAACAUUCCGGACGAGGUCAUCGACCAGACAUUCGCCGCCGUCAAGAAAUUCUUUGAGCUCUCGCACGAGGAGAAGAUGGAGGUGCACAUCCACAAAUCCAAGGCGCUCCGUGGCUACGAGCCGCUGUUCGAGACCAAGAUGGAGGGCGCCGGCAAGGGAGACAUGAAGGAAGCGUUCACCAUGGGCGACGACGCCACGGAGCCGGAGUCACAGGCGCCCAGCGGCGUCAAGUCGACGGCGAUUGCACGCAGCAACUGCUGGCCCUCAGCGUACCCUGAGUUCCGCCCCAUCAUGUACCGGUACUUUCACGCGGUCAUGGCCCUCUCCAAGAAGCUGAUGCAGAUCUUCGCCCUGGCGCUCGACCUACCCGAGAAUUACUUUGACGAAGCCACGUCGUUCCCCAUGGGUGGCGUGCGCAUUUUGCAUUAUCCGCCCCAGCCCGCUCCUGGUGGCGCUGACAUUGGCCUCGGGGCGCACACCGAUUACGACUUCUUCACCCUUGUGCUCCAGGAGUCGGUCGAGGCAUUGCAGGUCCUCAACGCUAACGGCAUCUGGAUCGACGCGCCGCCGCGCCCGCGCAGCUAUGUAGUCAACAUUGGCGACUUCCUUAGCCGCAUCACCAACGACAAGUUCAAGUCGACGGUGCACCGCGUCGUCAACAAGAGCGGCAAGGAGCGAUACUCGAUGCCUUUCUUCUUCAGCCCCAACCGUGAGGCCACCCUUGCCACUGUGCCUACUUGCAUCGAGGAGGACAGCAAGUACGAGGAGGUCAACGCCGGCGAGUACUUCCGCGAGCGCCUCAUCGCCGCCCGCUACCAGCAUCCCGCCGCGAAAGAGGCCCGCGCUAUGCAGGUCGCCGCUACGGCGUGA